UAAAAUCAUGACGCUAGGCUAUUUCUCGACAAAUAGAUCGAAGUACAGUCGACGGGAAUUCACAGAUUUUUCAGUUGGGGACAAUAUGUAUUACAGUUUUCUUACAAGAAUUGCUCUCGGUAGUUAUAUUAAUAAUGUAUAGAUCCAGGAUGUUUAGUAAACUGUUACAAAAUGGUGCGUGGGAGGUUGGUGAAUGGUUUAAGCGCGGGAGUUUGAUACUAAUGGCAAUGUCGGGGUUACAUUCUCGAAGAGGGGCGCUUAUAGUGCUUGAAGGUUGUGACAGGGUAGGGAAAACAACCCAAUGCAAGAAACUUGUUGAUGCCCUACACCAAAGGAAUAUUGAAACCAGAUUAAUUUGCUUUCCAGAUCGUAACACUGCAAUUGGAGGUUUAAUAAAUGAUUAUCUUAAGAAAAAUAUUGAUUUGACAGACAAAGCUAUUCAUCUCCUCUUUUCUGCAAAUAGGUGGGAAAAAGAACCUGAGAUAAAGGACUGUGUUAAUAAUGGUGUUACAUUGAUUGUGGACAGAUAUGUGUACUCAGGAGUUGCGUUUUCGGCAACUAAGGAGGGCAUGGAUAGGGAAUGGUGUAAGAUGGCUGAAACAGGGCUCCCAAAGCCAGAUGCUGUAUUUUUCUUGACUGUAAGUCCCGAAGCUCUUUCAGAGAGAGGUGGAUUUGGAAAUGAAAUAUAUGAAACGACUGAAAUUCAGAAGAAAGUGGGAAACAACUACUUGAAGAUGGCAGAUGACUCAUGGCAGGUCAUCAGCGCAGACCAAGAUGUUGAUGUAGUUCAUCAGGAUAUUCUAUCACGUGCGUUGUCUGUUAUAGAAAUUGCAAAGUCCAAAUCUUUAAGUUCCCUGUGGUAGAAUAUAAUUGAAGGGACUAGUGGUGGAGAGGCCUAUCAUACAUUUACAAACAUUGGAGAGAAAAAUGCAAAGUUUUUUUAGAAAUGGAAACAUUCUAAGCUCUGUACAAACUUCCCAUUUUGUGGUUACAUUCUCAGCAUUGAAUAAAGUUUGUGUGCAAAUAUUCAUAUGCAUUCUGCUGGAGAAAGUAUUGAAAUUGAGGAUGAAACUAUGUUUAAGGGGGUUUCAAUAUACCAGCAGCAAUACCUAAUGUCUAAAAAUUUACAUUUGCAAAAUGCAGUCUUACUUCAUAUCCACCAAUCGGGUGCCUAACACAGUACUGUACACUCAUUGUACGACUAGAUGUGUCUUCAUCUAGCCUCUCCUUUCAAUAAAUUUGCAUGGAAAUUUCUUUAUUAGUCCAAAUAUUUAAGCUCCCUGGCUGUUUUGCUUACAGUGGCUAUGGUUCUGACUCCUCAUCUGUUAUUGAUUUACUUCCACACGACUCGGAUGAGCUGCACUCUUCGUUUUCAUUCCAAAUCUGUUUCUGCACAACCUUAUGUUUUCUAUUCAUGUACUCACGGCCUCGGGCCCUUUAAACCUUUCUUUUAUUGUCUUUACACUCCACAAUAAUUAUCGCUCUUUCCGUUGACGUGUUUUCCGAAACAGAUCUGUUUUUAUCACAGCACAAAUAUUUUCAGUAAUAAUAACAAAGUCGUAUUCUGUGCUAGCCAUGAUUAUUCACUUGCACUUGUUAGUAAAAGAAAUUAUGUUUGGAGAUCUGCAGAAAAAUCACAUCCUUGCAGCAGAUGUGGGAUAGACCCUACUUCUACCAAGAAAUGAUAUAGUGAAGGAACCUGAAACUAAGUUGGGCAUAUCUCACACUGCAGAACUUCUGAACUCAGAUUCUAGAUGGUGCAAGCUUACAUAUUAUGCAAAAAACAUAAUUUUUGAUGGAAGUGUGGUAUGUGUCCUUCCACCAAUCCCUUCGAUUAUACUGGGCUAUAAUAGUAGCUGGUACAAUUACAGGAAUCUGUGAC
Zootermopsis nevadensis is the source of this 1882-nucleotide messenger RNA. Its product is annotated as thymidylate kinase. The record is from RefSeq and is a predicted model, not a curated record. Lineage: Eukaryota; Metazoa; Arthropoda; Insecta; Blattodea; Termopsidae. Gene Ontology annotation, cellular component: cytosol; cytoplasm; mitochondrion. Gene Ontology annotation, biological process: dTDP biosynthetic process; dTTP biosynthetic process; dUDP biosynthetic process. Gene Ontology annotation, molecular function: ATP binding; nucleoside diphosphate kinase activity; dTMP kinase activity.